This is a messenger RNA of Hippocampus zosterae (dwarf seahorse), 3215 nucleotides long. It is a transcript of the gene gas2l3, whose product is annotated as growth arrest-specific 2 like 3. The coding region runs from base 211 to 2247 and encodes 678 amino acids. The record is from RefSeq and is a predicted model, not a curated record. Gene Ontology annotation, biological process: actin crosslink formation. Gene Ontology annotation, molecular function: microtubule binding; actin filament binding; cytoskeletal adaptor activity. Gene Ontology annotation, cellular component: actin filament. NCBI's taxonomy places the organism in Eukaryota, Metazoa, Chordata, Actinopteri, Syngnathiformes, Syngnathidae. The transcript has 9 exons.
AUCCCUUCGCUCUCCCUCGCCGCUCACUCGUGGUGUUGCUACUCUGGCCGGACAGCGCGGCGCAAACGCAUCUUAGCUCGAGUGAGAAAUGUGCUGAGAGAAAUCGCACAGCGGCACCGGUGUUCCGUCACGCGGUCCUUUGCGUUUUUUGCGUUUUUCUUCUUCUUCUUCCACUGAGAAUGAAGAAUUGAGUCAUCUGUGAGCGCAGUCAUGGCUGUCCAGACUGGCAUCCAGGUAUGGUUUGGCGAGAAAUUCGACGCACCCGUGCUGAGCCCUCGGAGCCCCCGCAGCCCCUUGGCGCAGCGGCACGGCCCCGGCCUCGCCGACGUCUUCCAGUACGACCAGUGGCUGGCGGUGCGGCAUGAAGCCACCCUGGUGCCCAUGCAGGAGGAUCUCGCCAUCUGGCUCACGGGAAUGCUAGAAGAGGAGGUGCGGAGCGAGUUCUUCAUGGAGGAGCUCAACAACGGCGUGAAGCUCUGCCAGCUUAUCGGCGUCCUGCAGACGAAGAUCGCCCAGAGUUGCCCCUCUGCACUCGGCAAGCUCUUUCCUACAAGGAAGGUUGCCUGUAAGCGCGACGCCUCUCCGGGUUCCUUCUUCGCCCGCGACAACACUGCCAACUUCCUUUCUUGGUGUCGACACAUAGGCGUGGAAGAGACCUACCUCUUUGAGUCGGAGGGGCUCGUGCUGCACAAGGAGCCCAGGCAGGUCUGCCUCUGCCUGCUGCAAAUUGGACGCAUCGUGUCAAAGUACGGUGUGGAGCCACCAGUGCUGGUGAAGCUGGAGAAGGAAAUUGAGCUGGAGGAGACCCUGCUGCUGACCGAGGAGCCUCCUCCGGCCGUCCAGACUUUCAGUGUGUGUUGCCAGCAUGGUGGCCUCUACCAGUCAGGGGAGCACGGCGUGGACGACCCGCCUUGCUGCAACUGCUCCAACAGGGUGUCCAUUGAGUACCUGUCAGAGGGUCGCUACCGGCUUGGGGACAAGACCAUCUUUAUUCGGAUGCUUCACGGCAAACACGUGAUGGUUCGCGUCGGAGGCGGCUGGGACACGCUGCGCGGCUUCCUCACUAAGUACGACCCGCUGCGCGUGCUUCAGUUCACCACCCUGGAGCAGAAGAUCCUGGCUUUCCAGAAGGGCCCGCCCGGCUUGGGAGGUCACCAGGGCAACGCGGCACCACCUCCCGAAAUGGACCCCCUGGCGGCCGUCGACGACCUCAUCUCCUCCUCGUCCUCCGCUUCGUCUUCGUCGUCGUGCUCCUCCUCCUCGGGCUCCAAGACGUCGCCGCCCGCCGCUGGUCAGACGUGUCGCUCCUACGCGGCCUCGCCCGCCUGUACGCCCACGCUAGCCAGGAAAGGGGCUGCCGUGGUGCCGCGCAAGAACCUCCAGAUCACGCCGCCCGCCCCCAGGAAGCCCACUCAGCUUCCCCUGCCCGUCUCCACCAAAGCCUCGUCCUCAUCAUCCUCCCCAUCUUCUUUGCCCAGCACGCCUUUGGGCGGCUCCAAACAGUCACCCGGUCCGGCGCAGGUCGAACGCAGAGCCGUGACGCCCCAAGCAGACCCGUUUGCCGCGUCCAAACUGAGGCUAAGACCGCCCACUCGGGUCCCCGCAACUCACCCGAGGAGUCCGGUCUGCCCCGAGCCUUCUUCCAAAUUCCCCAAACCGUCCAGCCCCACCGCCACCCCCGUGCCUCGCCCUGCCACCGCCCCAAAUGACGCCCGACCCCCAACGGGUGCCGGCCAGCGCCCCCGCUUGGCGCAGCGUCGCCCGGGUUCCCCCGCCUCGCGUCUCCGUCUCGAGACGGCGAGGCGGGUCAGGGUGGCGGCACGUGCUGCGGCGACGCCCGUUCCGCACGCUCGCCCGGCCUCCCCCGCUCUGCUGAAACCCGCCUCCCUCAUCCCCGUUAAAGACACCGCAGCCAAAACCAAGGGGCCGGCCCCAGCCAAGGAUCCCAACCCCCUGCAACGCGGCACUACCGCUCCUUGGCGUCACCCUGGGGUCAAUGCCGCGCCCACCUCCAAUACUAAAGCCAAUCAGAAAGAAACUGCCAUAACGCAGAAGGCAGCGCAGAAACUGUCUGCUUCGACAAACGCCGCCAAACCUGAGCUCACUCAAGUCGCGGCCCCUCAGAAGACCACCCCAGAUGUCAAAGCAAAGACGGAGCCCAGCACCGGCAGGAAGAUCCCGCAGUACAGAGGCAAGCGUGAAGAUCCUUAUUUCGAAAUGAACUGUCGGAGAAGGCAGAAGAUGUGAUUGGAGAGGCCUCGCCAGCAGGCUGGUGACUCAACGGGCUGGGGGGGAAUAAAUCAGCACUUGUUGUCGCUCCUUUUAAACUAAUCCUUACAUGUCGACUGUAAAUUUGUUUCAGGGGUGUCCAAACUUUUUUUGACACGCCGCCGCAAAAAAAAAAAAAACUUCGGCCGGUCGUUUGGACUCCCCUGCUUUGUAUCCUAUUCAACAGAUUUCAUUUAAAAGGUUCGAUAGUUUGUACGAUUUGUCAAUGUGACUCAACUACCUGCUUUAAACAGUUACUUAUCAUGUUUACAUUUUUACACACGCAGCAGUCGCGACGUUCUGAGAUACUUUGUCCAAAGUGAGCUUCGGAAAUGGAGGAACAGGCUACCAAAGUCUCGCGUGUCGUUUUCCUGCGACAAAGCUGGAACUCGAAUGAUUUGAUUUCUCCAGCAAGUGAUGGAUCACGACACUUUGGCACCAUCAUGAUGGAGUCCUCUGUCAUGUGCCUUCAUCACAAAUCGGAGUGAAUGGCAUUAGAAUGUAUUAGAUGAUGGGUGGGUGAAAGGGGAUUUUUUUUUUUUUUUUUUUUAGAUAAAAAAAUAUAUAUAAAUAUUUGAAACUUGCACAGUGUGUACAAACACUUUUUAAGGAGGAAAAUGUUACAGAUAAACUACUGAUCAAACACGUUUUUUUCUCUCUUUUACCAGGCCAGGCCAUCACUCUCAGUGCACAUUCAAAGCAGUAUAGAUUUGUUUUUUAUGAUCUCUAUGUUGGCGUGUCUGUCGAAAUUCUAGUUUUCUAUGUGGUGUUUGUGCGUGUGUUCAUAAAUAGAGUAUUUACAGAUUAUUAAAAGCCCACCCCCCCUUUUUUUUCUGUGUUUGGCACUUUACAGAAACCUCUGUCACAUUUUGAAUGUUGAUUGUGUCUCUUGACCCAGAUACUUUUUUUUUCAUGUGGUUGUUUUUGAUUAAAUUGGUCAAAAUCCA